Molecule: messenger RNA, 936 nt
Organism: Rattus norvegicus (Norway rat)
Lineage: Eukaryota; Metazoa; Chordata; Mammalia; Rodentia; Muridae
Gene: Olr623
Product: olfactory receptor 623
Exons: 1
Coding region: 1-936 (311 amino acids)
Biological process (GO): detection of chemical stimulus involved in sensory perception of smell; signal transduction; G protein-coupled receptor signaling pathway
Cellular component (GO): membrane; plasma membrane
Molecular function (GO): G protein-coupled receptor activity; olfactory receptor activity
Source: RefSeq, marked reviewed
AUGGAAUGCCAGAGGAACAUUUCAGAAUUUCUCCUCAUGGGGCUAUCUUCCAAGCACAAUAUUGAAGUGCUUUGCUUCAUUUUCUUCUUAUUCUGCUACUUUGCCAUCUUGUGUUGGAAUCUUCUCAUCUUUUUCUCAAUUAGAUACAGUUCUCUCUUCAAUCAACCCAUGUACUAUUUCCUCAGUCAUUUAUCUUCCAUGGACAUUUGCUAUACCUCCUGUGUGACACCCAAAUUGAUUGGGGAUCUGCUUGUAAGGAGAAAAAACAUCUCCCAUAGCAACUGCAUACUGCAGGUAUUUGUCAUGCACUUCUUCGGAAUGAUUGAAAUCUUAAUCCUGACAGCCAUGGCCUUUGACCGCUGUGUGGCCAUCUGUAGGCCUCUUCACUACAUGGUCAUCAUGAGCAGACCCAGGUGCCACGUUCUUAUCUGGGCUUCCUGGAUUGGUGGUGUUGCCCAUUCCCUUCCCCAGGUUAUGAUGUUAAUCUGUUUGCCCUUCUGUGGCCCCAACGAAAUUGAUAACUACUACUGUGACAUUUUCUCUUUGCUGAAAGUUGCUUGCACUGACACCUACAUCACUGGUAUCCUCAUGGUUGCCAAUUCAGGAGUUGUUGCUUUUGUAAUCUUUGUUCUCUUGUUUGGUUCAUAUGUAGUUAUACUGUUCACAUUAAGACAUUACUCAGCAGAGGGGAGACGCAAAGCUCUUUCUACCUGUGGGUCCCAUAUCUCUGUGGUUAUUUUAUUCUUUGGACCUUCCAUCUUUUCCUACCUUAGACCACCUACCACUUACCCUGAGGACAAAAUCUUUGCCCUGCUUUACACUAUUAUUGCUCCUAUGUUCAACCCCCUCAUAUAUACUCUAAGAAAUACAGAGAUGAAGACUGCCAUAAAGAAGGUUUGGUGUCAAACAACAUUUUUAGGAGAAAAGCAUAAUUAA